This is a messenger RNA of Nestor notabilis (Kea), 1091 nucleotides long. Its product is annotated as active breakpoint cluster region-related protein. Gene Ontology annotation, cellular component: membrane. The annotation marks the transcript as partial. Gene Ontology annotation, biological process: positive regulation of GTPase activity. Lineage: Eukaryota; Metazoa; Chordata; Aves; Psittaciformes; Psittacidae. The transcript has 10 exons. The record is from RefSeq and is a predicted model, not a curated record. Gene Ontology annotation, molecular function: guanyl-nucleotide exchange factor activity; GTPase activator activity.
CACUGCUGUACAAACCCAUCGACCGGGUGACGCGGAGCACCCUUGUCCUGCAUGACCUCCUCAAGCACACCCCAGCUGAUCACCCCGACUACCCGCUGCUCCAGGACGCCCUCCGCAUCUCGCAGAACUUCCUCUCCAGCAUCAAUGAGGACAUUGAUCCCCGGAGGACAGCGGUCACCACUCCCAAGGGGGAGACCCGGCAGCUUGUCAAGGAUGGCUUCUUGGUGGAGCUGUCAGAGGGCUCGAGGAAGCUGCGGCACGUCUUCCUUUUCACCGACGUGCUGCUGUGUGCCAAGCUGAAGAAGACGGCGGUGGGGAAACACCAGCAGUAUGACUGCAAGUGGUACGUGCCCCUGGCCGACCUGGUGUUCCCUUCGCCGGAGGAGUCGGAGCACUGCCCGCAGGUCCAUGUCAUCCCCGACCAUGAGCUGGAGGACAUGAAGAUGAAGAUCUCGGCCAUCAAAAGUGAGGUGCAGAAGGAGAAAGCCAACAAGGGGCAGAGCCGGGCCAUCGACCGCCUCAAGAAGAAGAUGUUUGAGAAUGAAUUCUGGCUGCUCCUCAACUCACCUGCCAUUCCCUUCCGCAUCCACAACCGCAACGGGAAGAGCUACCUCUUCCUGCUCUCAUCUGACUAUGAGAGGUCUGAGUGGAGGGAGGCCAUUCAGAGACUGCAGAAAAAGGACCUCCAAGCCUUUGUCCUGAGCUCGGUGGAGCUGCAGGUGCUCACGGGAUCCUGCUUCAAGCUACGCACUGUCCACAACAUCCCGGUCACCAGCAAUAAGGAUGAUGAUGAGUCCCCCGGGCUCUAUGGGUUCCUGCACGUCAUUGUCCACUCCGCCAAGGGCUUUAAGCAGUCUGCCAACCUUUACUGCACGCUGGAGGUGGACUCCUUCGGCUACUUCGUCAGCAAAGCCAAGACCAGGGUUUUCCGGGACACCACCGAGCCACAGUGGAAUGAGGAGUUUGAGAUCGAGCUGGAGGGCUCCCAGUCCCUGCGCAUCCUCUGCUAUGAGAAGUGCUACGACAAGACCAAGCUCAACAAGGACAACAAUGAAAUUGUGGACAAGAUCAUGGGCAAAGGGCAGAUUCAG